Molecule: messenger RNA, 1284 nt
Organism: Trichoderma asperellum CBS 433.97
Lineage: Eukaryota; Fungi; Ascomycota; Sordariomycetes; Hypocreales; Hypocreaceae
Source: RefSeq, a predicted model, not a curated record
AUGGCUUUCAACCCAGUUAUUGCUCUUUCCGGAAAAUUUAAGGAGACGAAAGGGGGCAAAGAUCAACAAAUUAAACAGGAUAAUAUUGCAACCAAGCUGCGGGCCAUUGGUCUUACUGUCUUUACCGCAGCUAACCUUAAAGCGAAACCAGAGGACAACAACAAAUGGAACAUUGUCGUAGCCGGAAUUAUAGAUCCUAAUAAACGAGGCACAAUAAAUACAGCAAAAGACAGACAUGUUCCAAUUUUAAACCAGAAAUGGCUCGACGACUGCUUAGAACUUGGAAAGGCCGUUGACAUUAAGGAAGAAUACUUAUAUGACAAGCCUUAUAACCCACCAUUUAACGGAGGCACGGACCAAUCCACAAGCAAACACACGGACCAAUCCACAAGCCAAGACACGGAUCAAUCCACAAGCAAAAACACGGAUCAAUCCACAAGCAAAAACACGGAUCAAUCCACAAGCAAAAACACGGAUCAAUCCACAAGCAAAAACACGGAUAAGUCCACAAGACAAGACACAGAUCAGAACACGGGUAAAGAUGCAACUCAACACCCAGAUAUCAAAAUGGAAAAUGUCGAUGAACAGCUAUUAUUAGCAGAAGGACCAAACAGGGCGGAGACGGAUCCAGUGAGAAGGAAGUGGUAUGAUGCAGUCAAAGGUGGCCCAUGGACCAUUACCCUUGCUGUGCAUCCUGCAGACGAAUUAAAUAAUACGCCCAAGAAGAGAGAAAACUACGUUAUGUGGAUUGAAUGCAUAUACUCUUAUUAUUUUGUGGUCACUGAUCCUCAACCGCUAAUUUUCGUGGACGAACCGCAAUUGAGAGACGCAUUUCUAAUUCCAAUGAAGGAUUACCCAAUUGCUAGAGACGCGUAUAUCAAUGCAGAAAAUUACCAUGUAAUGGUUAAAUCAUCACCUUCUGCGCUUCUUAGAUGCCCGUGGGAGGAAUUUAAUAUUUGGCAAGUUGCUUACAAUGGCAGAACUUGUCUUGUUUUCGGAAUUCCAAAGGGCCAGACAAAAUUAUGCGUUUGGACUCGAACGGAUAUGAAGACGGUAUAUGGCUCGGCUCAGGCGGAUGAGAACAUUAACGGGACACUUUUCGCGCUGGGCCAUGGAGAUGCUGACGAAGAUGGGAAAAUGACAAAGGGGGCGUUGACAAAAUGGAAGAAGAAGAAGCGCACUGCUACGAGUGGUGAAAACAAAAAGAGAUAUAACCUACGUGGACACAGUGCUAAGUUGGAGUCAAAGCCAAUGGAGUCGGUGGAGGAGUCAGAUUCUGAUUGA